ACUCAUAGAUUUGGGGACAUACCUAUUCUGUGUGUGUGAUUGAUAAGAUUCAUAACAUAACCUAUCUUGCGCAAUUUAAAAAAAUAGCUUUUCAAGGAAUAUGGAGGCGAAUAUUCGAACGUUCAAAGAUUUUUUGCAACUCUACAACUUAUUAUCCCACACGUGUUUUAAAAGGUGCAUUGAUAACCUAAAUACUCGAAAUUUGGACGACAACGAAAUAAAAUGCGUGGAAGAUUGCGCCGAAAAAUUUAUCAGGUUAAAUCACAGAUUUAUGGCGAUCUAUGUUGAGCACCAACAGGUGUUAGUUAACAGACGUAUGAAGGAGGCUGAAGCGGCCGCCGCUGCUGCUGCAGUUGAUAGUACAAACGAUGCAAGCAGUACAAAUGCAUUAGAGACAAGCGAGAGCGAACAUUUACCUCAAUCAAGUGUUGCUGUGGGAUAGUUUUAGUCAAGUGUUUUUUAGUUAUACUACGAGUCUUAUUCUUACUUCAAGAUCAAAUGUACUAGGUUGGUCAGAGCUGUGAACAGAAUAGAUAGAGCAUUUUAUGAAAAUAAUUAAUUUUUAAUUUUGUUUCGAAGCCUUACGAAUUUUUGAAAUGAGUGGUUACUACAUUUAGACCCAUAUCUGUUAUGUAUAUGUUUAAAUUAAACCUGAUUAUUUCCCAUUAAAUAUACAUACAUGA
Messenger RNA from Photinus pyralis (common eastern firefly), 683 nucleotides. RefSeq names its product mitochondrial import inner membrane translocase subunit Tim10 B-like. The transcript is spliced from 2 exons. Gene Ontology annotation, cellular component: mitochondrial intermembrane space chaperone complex. The record is from RefSeq and is a predicted model, not a curated record. Lineage: Eukaryota; Metazoa; Arthropoda; Insecta; Coleoptera; Lampyridae. The coding region runs from base 101 to 442 and encodes 113 amino acids.